Molecule: messenger RNA, 3148 nt
Organism: Coccinella septempunctata (seven-spotted ladybird)
Lineage: Eukaryota; Metazoa; Arthropoda; Insecta; Coleoptera; Coccinellidae
Exons: 2
Coding region: 16-3003 (995 amino acids)
Source: RefSeq, a predicted model, not a curated record
CGUUAUCGAAGAAUAAUGAGCAAAUAUUUUAAAACUGCUUCAGACAAGAAGAGAAAAUCAACUGAUCCAUUCGGAGCAAUUUCUCAAAUCUGCCAUCAGAAGGAUGAAAAGAAAGCUCUCGCGAAUUACAGUACUUGGUUACAGGAAAGACAUGCUGUUCAUAAUAAGCUGUCUAGAAAAUUGAAACGACAAUCUGGGGAGCUGCUGAUGAAUGUUGGAGAAGAAUCUAACCAAGUCAAGGAAGAGAAGAAAGCUUUAGAAUAUACAAGAAUACCUCAGACAUUCGAUAAAUAUCGGGGAAACCCAGAAUGGUGGGAAUUCCCACCAGGCUUGCACGAUAAAUGUUCAUGUAGCAGGCAAGAGGUUACAUAUUUUUAUCAAAAAACCAAAGAGCAAAGGAACGAAAUUCCUGAGAUAGAGAAAGUUGGACUGCCUGGUUUCAUCAAAAACGAGAAAAUGUUAUACCCAAGAACAAGGAAUGUUUACCGGAAGUGGCAAGAUUCAAACUAUCGCAAGAAUAGAGUAGAAGAGCUUUCUUCGCUUCUGAAAAAUAUUGAACCCCAUAAUCCAGAAUUUGACCGGUUGAUUGUGAUUGGAAGAAAUGCACCAUGUAAACAUGAAGAAUCGCAGACUAUUACCAGUCUCAGCAAGAGUUUUAGCGACAUGAGAGAUGGAAGGAGAAAAACCAGUGUUUACGAUUCUUCCCUCAAAUGUUGCUUGAAAAUAAAUGGGGUCUACUUUUAUGAAAACUCCCAGUCGUUAUCUACUUCCAGAAAAUUUCACGUUCUCUUCGAGUACGACGUUCAAAGCUUGCCUCUACAAACUCAAUAUAUAGUAUUUGAAAAUGUGGGAAGAGUCACCAUAAGAAUAUCUUGGAAAAAAAUGAAAAAAUUCAGGUUGUUCAGAGACAUCACAAAGAGAAAUAAUACAGAAUUCUUCUGUUUCGAUAAGAACAUGCUGAUACUUGUUCCUGGACAAAUAUUCAACUUUCCCAUAUGGUUCAGAACGAAGAAAGUUUGCACUGUGGUCGACACUUGGGAGAUCACAACGAUUCCAAAGUUCUGGUCCGAAAGCAUUCGGGUGUUCUUCGUUCUGCAAGCUCAGACUCAUAUUGAAAAUUUUAUGACAAGGAUCAGGAAUAUCAAGUUGACUAUAAACCAAAGAGUUAAGAAGAGGAUAAUCAAGGAGAUAAUAGAGGAUAUAAUGAAGAAAUCGAAAUACCAGGUUUAUAAGACUAUAGAUUACUCUUAUUAUGAACCUGAAUUAUUUGAGGCGAUGAAUUUCGAUGACUCGCAGCCUUUGCGUGAACCUAAAUAUCAGUACGAUAAAGAUACUGUCGAACAGUUGAAGAAAUUUUACGCUGAAGUAAGGCAAUCUUAUCAUCCGAAAAGAUGGAAUUUGAAUGUUUGGGACCUACAAAUUCUCGCUAGAGUUAAAGAUCUGAUAGAUUACGCGGAAAUGCGAACAUCCGAAUUCAGUAGAUAUAGAGCGAUGAUGGCCUCCAAGUGUGAUAUGCUGGAUGAUAAAAAAAGAAGUACGUCAGAAAUUAUACUGAAAAACAAACUAUCAGGUUCGGAAAUAGAUGGUCAGUCGGAUCCAUUUCUACAGAAAGAAUCCAGAUAUGGGCAAUUGAUGAAAUUAUUGUGGAACAUGUCACCUCCUUCCAUAUCCGUCAAUACAGAAAGGACGAAGUAUUUUCAAGUUUAUUCCAUAUUCAAUGCAUAUUUCACACUCAUUUCUUUGGAACUUCACCAAAUCAAAACAUUUUCAACAAGUCUGAAUGAACAUUCUCAGAAUUCUCAGGGUAAUGUACUUCGUCUAAUUUUCGAGAAAUUCGAUGAAACUCAACUAAUUCGUACCAAGAGAGCUUUUCAGGAGGACACUUACGCGCAACCUAAGCCCGAAAUAUUGCAAGAUAUCUCAGCCACCGAAGUUCAGAAGAUACACAGUUUAUAUUUCACGAGUACUUCUUCCUACACGGCUGUGGGUAAAAAAGCGGAUAAGAACGAGAAGAAAAAGGGCAAGCAAGAGGAUAAUAGGAUGUCGAAAGCUAAACCAAGCCAGAUACCAUCCACCCUGAGCAGGAGUUCAUUGGAUGAGAUGGGAUUGGUGAACCUCGACUUUGACCCAUUCGAUGACAUACCUGAAUAUCCUAGAGAAACUUUACCGAUGAAGCGAUCAUCAGUGGAAUCUGGAGAUAAAUCACAUGAUCUAUCAGAAAAGGGGCAAGAAAAUGAAAAUAACAAUUUUCUUAAUAUUUACGUUAUUAUAUACACUCACUUGUGUAAUGCUAUAGAUGCCAUGGUUGAUGCGUUGGAAAGUGCAAGGGAAUACAAAGUGCCCCAUGAGAAUAUCGAACAACUGAAAGCCUGUUUCAAGCUAUUCCUUGACGAAGAAGAAGUAGAAACAGAGGAUCGCCCUAUUAACCCCUUCACAAACCCCGAAGAGCGUGAUUAUUUCGAAAAAAUUCUGAGAGCUCAUUUGAACGAAGUAACUGGUAAAUAUUUGAUUUGCGGUAAAACUGAAGAAGUAACAAUUCAACGUCACCCGGUUUCCUUUUGGAGUGCAGAGAAGGAAAUAAUCCCGGAAAUACCCCAAGCGCCCUCUAUAUUUUCUCUAUAUAAGCCCGUACCAGAUGAAAUUCGAUAUGUAGAAAAAGGAGCCCAAACACCACAAGUUACUGAAGUAUACGAGAUUGAGACAGUUUCAUUUGGUAGUAAGGAAAUCUGCGAGUGUCCUUCCGAGUAUAGACAGUCUCCAGCCUCUCCACCGGAAAGGUUUUAUUAUUCAGACGAUGAAGUAUUUGGUGAACCAGAUGAUCAAGGAGGUGUCUCUAAGGAGACCUCAUCGAGAAUCGGCCAAAGCUCUUCCGAUGAAGCCAAUGAAAUUCCUAAAAAAUCAGCUUCUUCUGUUCGUGGAGCUUCUCUGUCACUACUGAAGGAGUGGAAUAAGAAACAGUGCUCGAAAAAUGAAUUGGAAGAAGUGCAAAAUCGACCUACCUGAAAGCUUUUUCGCUCUUUCCAAAAAGGAUUCCCGAUUGUGCUUCUUUGUGAUUUUUGUCGACUAGCCAAUCUUUCAACAUCAGUUCAUCUUUAAUGAAUGUUAUCAUCUCUAUUUUCUGUCAUAAGUUAUUAAAUUUGAAAAGGUA